Messenger RNA from Eptesicus fuscus (big brown bat), 2229 nucleotides. It is a transcript of the gene SLC26A5, whose product is annotated as solute carrier family 26 member 5. Lineage: Eukaryota; Metazoa; Chordata; Mammalia; Chiroptera; Vespertilionidae. The coding region runs from base 1 to 2229 and encodes 742 amino acids. Gene Ontology annotation, cellular component: membrane. The record is from RefSeq and is a predicted model, not a curated record. The transcript is spliced from 18 exons. Gene Ontology annotation, biological process: transmembrane transport. Gene Ontology annotation, molecular function: secondary active sulfate transmembrane transporter activity; oxalate transmembrane transporter activity; chloride transmembrane transporter activity.
AUGGAUCAUGCUGAAGAAACUGAAAUCCUUGCAGCGACCCAGAAGUACUAUGUGGACAGGCCUAUCUUUAGUCAUCUGGCCCUCCAGGAAAGACUGCACACGAAGGACAAGAUUCCGGAUUCCAUUGGGGAUAAGCUAAAACAGGCAUUCACAUGUACUCCUAAGAAAGUAAGAAAUAUCAUUUAUAUGUUCUUACCCAUAACUAAGUGGUUGCCAGCAUACAAAUUCAAGGAGUAUGUGUUGGGUGACUUGGUCUCAGGCAUUAGCACAGGGGUGCUUCAGCUUCCUCAAGGCUUAGCCUUCGCAAUGUUGGCAGCUGUGCCUCCGGUGUUCGGCCUGUACUCCUCAUUUUACCCUGUUAUCAUGUAUUGUUUUUUCGGAACCUCCAGACACAUAUCCAUAGGUCCGUUUGCUGUAAUUAGCCUGAUGAUUGGCGGCGUGGCUGUUCGAUUGGUACCAGAUGAUAUAGUCAUCCCGGGAGGAGUAAACGCAACCAACGGUACAGAAGCCAGAGACGCCUUGAGAGUGAAAGUCGCCAUGUCAGUGACCUUACUCUCAGGAAUCAUUCAGUUUUGCCUAGGUGUCUGUAGGUUUGGAUUUGUGGCCAUAUACCUCACAGAGCCCCUGGUGCGUGGCUUUACCACCGCGGCCGCUGUGCACGUCUUCACCUCCAUGUUAAAAUACCUGUUUGGAGUUAAAACAAAGCGGUACAGUGGGAUCUUUUCAGUGGUGUAUAGUACAGUUGCUGUGUUGCAGAAUGUUAAAAACCUCAACGUGUGUUCCCUAGGCGUCGGGCUGAUGGUUUUUGGUUUGCUGUUGGGUGGCAAGGAGUUUAAUGAGAGAUUUAAAGAGAAAUUGCCGGCACCCAUUCCUUUAGAGUUCUUUGCGGUGGUCAUGGGAACUGGCAUUUCAGCGGGGUUUAGCUUGCACGAAUCGUACAACGUGGAUGUCGUUGGGACACUUCCUCUGGGGCUACUACCUCCAGCCAAUCCGGACACCAGCCUCUUCCACCUCGUGUACGUGGAUGCCAUCGCCAUAGCCAUUGUUGGGUUUUCAGUGACCAUCUCGAUGGCCAAGACCUUGGCAAAUAAACAUGGCUACCAGGUCGAUGGCAAUCAGGAGCUCAUUGCGCUGGGACUGUGCAAUUCCAUUGGAUCACUCUUCCAGACUUUCUCGAUUUCAUGCUCCUUGUCUCGAAGCCUUGUUCAGGAGGGCACUGGAGGGAAGACACAGCUUGCAGGUUGUUUGGCCUCGUUGAUGAUUCUGAUGGUCAUAUUAGCCACCGGAUUCCUCUUUGAAUCAUUACCCCAGGCUGUGCUGUCGGCCAUUGUGAUCGUCAACCUGAAAGGAAUGUUUAUGCAAUUCUCAGAUCUCCCCUUUUUCUGGAGAACCAGCAAAAUAGAGCUGACCAUCUGGCUUACCACUUUUGUUUCCUCCUUGUUCCUGGGGUUGGACUAUGGUUUGAUUACUGCUGUCAUCAUUGCGCUGAUGACUGUGAUUUACAGAACACAGAGUCCGAGCUACAAAGUCCUUGGACAGCUUCCUGACACUGAUGUGUAUAUUGAUAUAGAUGCAUAUGAGGAGGUGAAAGAAAUUCCUGGAAUUAAAAUAUUCCAAAUAAAUGCCCCAAUUUAUUAUGCAAAUAGUGACUUGUACAGCAGUGCAUUAAAAAGAAAGACGGGAGUGAACCCAGCACUUAUUAUGGGAGCAAGAAGAAAGGCCAUGAAGAAGUAUGCUAAAGAAGUCGGGAACGCAAACAUGGCCAACGCAACCAUCAUCAAGGCGGAUGGAGAAGUAGACGGAGAAGAUGCUACGAAGCCUGAGGAAGAGGAUGAUGAAGUAAAAUUCCCCCCCGUAGUCAUCAAGACCACAAUUCCUGAAGAACUGCAAAGAUUCAUGCCCCCAGGGGAUAAUGUCCACACUGUCAUUCUGGAUUUCACACAAGUCAAUUUUAUCGAUUCUGUGGGUGUAAAAACUCUGUCGGGGAUUGUAAAAGAAUAUGGAGAUGUCGGUAUUUAUGUGUAUUUAGCAGGAUGCAGUGUACAAGUUGUAAAUGACCUCACUUCAAACUACUUUUUUGAAAACCCAGCCUUAAAGGAGCUGCUGUUCCACAGCAUUCACGAUGCCGUCUUAGGGAGCCAGCUUCGAGAGGCGCUUGCUGAACAAGAAGCCUUGACUCCUCCGCCCCAGGAGGAUGCAGAGCCCAAUGCCACUCAGGCUGAGGCAUGA